AUGGAGGAGGUACGGCAGAUGGUGCACGCAGCGCACUUCAUUUCCCGGCGGCCAGCGCUGAUACGCGCCGAUCUGUGCGGGGACGCGGACAACAAGGACGUCCUCUUUGAUGCCUCGACUCUCCCCAAGCUGGAAUCACCCCUCGUCCCCAGGAAACUAGGCAAGUCCCUGAAGAGAGGGACCAGGGCGUGGGGCACGCCCGCUGCCGAACAAGGGCUGUGCGGGUCUCAGGAUGGGCGCUGGCAGGAUUGGAGGUGGAGGUCCCCGGGUAUCGUGGACAAGCUGGAGCUCCUGCGCAUGGGCCCCCUCACCUGCCCCGUGCGCACCCUGGCGGUGCUCAUCGGGACGAUCGACCUGCGGCUGCUGAGCGGUAAGGACAAGGAUGCGGUGUGGAAGGCGCUGCAGGACUCUGUGGCCGAAGCCAGCAGGCUCUACCCCCUGGACGGAGUCACGGAGGUUGCCCAGCUGGAGGCAGCAGUUGAGGCGGGCCACCUGCCGCCAGUCUCCCUGGCCACUGUCGAGGUGGCGGGGGUGGUGUACCAGUUUGGCGCUGGAGCUCCGCCGGGUGCGGCCCAGGUCGGGGAGGCCAGCCAGCUCACCACGUGGAGACCGGUGCUGUGGGCUCAGUUUCACGGUCCACAGGAGGCGCAGGCGUUCUACGACGCCAACCUGGCGCCCAUCGAGGCAAGCGGAACCGCACAGAUCAUCAGGGUCAAGGAAGGCCCGCACAUGGCGACCAGCGCGCCCCCAGCCGAGGGGCACCUGGCGCACAUCGGCCAGGCGCUGCGGGACAGGAUGCAGCAGCCUUGGCGCGAGGCGGGGCUUCUGGAGGCUGCGAUCGGGGACGAGGCUGAUUCUGUAGCUGCUCAGCCAAGCAGGACUGCGCAGCCUGGAAGCCAGCGCGAGGGAGCGGCCGAGCAGGCAGCCCCUCUUGUGUCACGGCCGACUCGGCGAGGGGAUGGGGCGCCCCACCCAGCCGAGGCACGGACGCCGGGGGUGCAGGAGGCAGGCGAUGGGAACGGCCACAUCCGGAUGCGGGGAUCGCCACUCGACCAAUCUGACGACGAAAGCGACUCAGGUCUGGAGUACGGGAUGGAUGCAUGGCAGACAGCUCAUGGCAGUGAGGGGGAGGGCACCACAGACGGACCCUCCGACUCUGAGGAUCUGGGUGAGAGUGACUCGGAGGACGAGGAGGUGGAUGGAAUGGAGGAGGAAGACGAAGGCCUGGAAGGUGCAUUUGUCAUGGAGGGUGUGGAACAGGACGACACGGCGUAUCGAAAUAGGAUCGAAACCAACCUUGUCAGUCCCGUGGUGGGCAACAUCAUCCUCGUGAAGCUGAUUGACCAGGAAAACAUGAUGAGUCGAUCCAUCACCAUGGGCCGCAAGCGCAAUGUUUCUGAUCUGAAGGAGGCCGAUCUUAAGGGCAAGACGGUGUUCCUGCGCGCGGACUUGAACGUCCCCCAGGACAAGGAGACCCAGAAGAUCACCGAUGACACCCGCAUCCGUGCCAGCCUCCCCACCAUCCAGUACUUGGUGAAGAACGGUGCCAGGGUGGUGGCCACCUCGCACCUGGGCCGCCCAAAGGGCGCGGACAAGAAGACCAGCCUGGCCCCCGUGGCGGAGCGGCUGUCGGAGCUGCUGGGCACUCCCGUCGGCCUGGCCUCCGACUGCGUGGGCGAGCCGGCGCAGAGUAAGAUCGCCGCGCUCAAGGACGGGGAUGUGCUGCUGCUGGAGAAUGUGCGCUGGCAUGCGGAGGAGGAGAAGAACGACCCGGAGUUUGCCAAGCAGCUGGCUGCCGGCAGCAACAUCUUCGUCAACGAUGCUUUCGGCACGGCGCACCGUGCGCACGCCUCCACGGCAGGCGUGGCGGCCUACCUCAGCCCCAAGGUGGCGGGCUUCCUGCUGCAGAAGGAGCUCGACUUCCUGGCAGGGGCCAUCGAUGAGCCCAAGCGCCCCUUUGUCGCCAUCGUGGGUGGGUCCAAGGUCUCGUCCAAGAUCGGCGUGAUCGAGAGCCUGCUGGGCAAGGUCGACCGUCUCAUCCUCGGGGGUGGAAUGAUCUUCACCUUCUACCGUGCUCAGGGCUACUCUGUGGGUGCCUCCCUCGUUGAGGAGGACAAGAUCGAUCUGGCCAAGGAACUCAUUGAGACCGCCAAGAGUAAGGGCGUCGAACUGGUGCUGCCCAGCGAUGUCAUCGUCGCCGACAAGUUUGCUCCGGACGCUAACUCCAAGGUUGUCCCUAUCAGCGCCAUCCCCGAGGGCUGGCUGGGUCUUGAUGUUGGACCCGAGUCCUCCAAGACCAUUGCCACUGCGCUCAAGGACGCCAAGACCAUUCUGUGGAACGGGCCUCUGGGAGUGUUUGAGUUUGAGAAGUUUGCCCAGGGCACCAACAAUGUGGCGCACCUCCUGGCCGACCUCACCCAGAACAAUGGUGCCAUCACUAUCAUUGGGGGCGGCGACUCUGUUGCAGCAGUGGAGAAGGCUGGAGUGGCAGACAAGGUCAGCCACAUUUCUACGGGCGGUGGAGCCUCCCUGGAACUGCUAGAGGGCAAGGUCCUUCCUGGUGCGUCGGUGGGAGGGGGUGGAGGAGGGGGGAAUUAG
Auxenochlorella protothecoides is the source of this 2598-nucleotide messenger RNA. Its product is annotated as Phosphoglycerate kinase, cytosolic. The transcript is spliced from 9 exons. Bases 1 to 2598 code for a protein of 865 amino acids. Gene Ontology annotation, molecular function: ADP binding; ATP binding; phosphoglycerate kinase activity. Gene Ontology annotation, biological process: gluconeogenesis; glycolytic process. The record is from RefSeq and is a predicted model, not a curated record. Gene Ontology annotation, cellular component: cytosol. NCBI's taxonomy places the organism in Eukaryota, Viridiplantae, Chlorophyta, Trebouxiophyceae, Chlorellales, Chlorellaceae.